Molecule: messenger RNA, 845 nt
Organism: Ilyonectria robusta
Lineage: Eukaryota; Fungi; Ascomycota; Sordariomycetes; Hypocreales; Nectriaceae
Exons: 1
Coding region: 98-634 (178 amino acids)
Source: RefSeq, a predicted model, not a curated record
CGAAACCGACGACGAAACCGACGAUACACCAGCGUUCGAUCGGGUUUACGGUCAGCUGUUUCGCCAUGCGGAUCUGGAUUCACCCCUGAACCUGUCGAUGUUCCCACUCAUCGAGGAUGUUACCUUUGCUUUCGAACGCCUCCAUCCAUCACUGUUCGUACCCGGAUCGGGUUCUCAUGCCCUAGCUGGCGGGGACUGCGAGCUUGCCUGCAGGAUCGACACAGACGGCGCUGUCAUGGGUGUCUGGUUUCGCCGGACUUCACGAGAUCGCUUCCGAGAUGUACACCGGGCGCUAAUGGAGCCGAACGGCAGGUCGGUUCGAGUCCCCUCGGAUAUGAUCGCGCGCCUCACCAUCCUUCGCACCGACCAAGAACUCCAAGACACCCUGACUAUACGGCCUGGCCUGUGUGAGUGGGUACGUCUUACUGACAGCUACUCCGGUGAGAAUUUGGAGGAAGAAGGACGUCGGAUGUCACGUAUGCGCGCUACUUGGCAUCGACUGCGAGAGGGAAUCAACGAGGCGUGGAUAAAGCCUAUUCAUCAGCUCAAGGUGGAUGAAUUUACCUUCCUGUACCACUCCCGGCACAAUACCGGUCCGGCCAAGGAGGAUGGGCUGUGGGUGAGUGAAAGAUAAAUUAGACUGUAGUGGAGAGCGCGGGGGAGGGAGAGUGGCUACUGGCUGUACUUACUGAGGCUGCUUUGGGAGGGAGCCUAUGAGUGUCUAAUAGAACACUGGGAGAGAAUAAUGAGGCUGUAUGCAUACGGAAAUAGAUCUCUGCUAUCUUUUUUUUUUUCAUAGUGUUUUCUUAUAUUCAGUCUGCUGAAGUUGGAGACUGCAAACUAAG